AUGGAGCAUAUGUUAAAAAAAAGUAAUAAAUUUCUUGUACAAUCAAGGAGAACUCUAGAAGUAAAAGAUGGAUUGAUUAUAGUAGAGUCAGAUGCGUUACCUGAGGGUGAGAAGUUUCCUCCUUCAUUUUAUGAGAGCAAGAAGUUAGUUAAGGGCUUAGGGUUAAAUUACAAAAAGAUCCAUGCUUGUCCCAACGAUUGCAUGCUUUUUAGGAAGGAAUUUGCUAAUAAGGAUAUCAAUAAUUACUUAAUCUGUGGAGCUUCUAGAUGGAAAAAUAGCAUAAAAAAAAUUCCAGCCAAGGUCCUAAGACACUUUCCUCUAAAACCCAGACUCCAGAGAUUAUUCGUGUCUUCAAAAACAUCUAAAUUGAUGCGAUGGCAUUAUGAAGAACGGAAUAGAGAUGGAGUUCCACGACAUCCUGCAUAUACUGAAGCUUGGAAAGCUUUUGAAACUAGACAUUUAGAAUUCGCUAAAGAUUCCUGCAAUGUUCUCCUAGGAUUAGCCAGUGAUGGCUUUAAUUCGUUUGGCAUGAUGCGAAGUCAUAUGGUUCUCUAUCAAGAUGGUGCACUAAUGGUCAAUCUGCAUGUCCUUGCUGCAAACAUAAGCACUCAAUCUAAAAGGUUGAAACAUGGUAAAAAGUUUUAUUUCAUGGGUCAUCGACGUUUCUUGAAGCAAGGGCAUAAAUAUCGGAAUAAUGCAAAAUCAUUAGAUGGGACUAAAGAAUUAAGAACUACACCUUCUCCAAUAUCCGGGUCACAAGUUCUAAAGCAAGUUAGAGGCAUAAAGUUCACCCUCGGCCAGUUAAGGGAAAAGGCAAGCGGGGUGAUGAAAAAUACGUGGAAAAAGAAGAUUAUUUUUUUCAAUCUUCCUUAUUGGGAGUAUAAUUUGGUGCAUCAUAACCUUGAUAUGAUGCAUAUAGAAAAGAACGUCUGCGAUAACCUGAUUUAUACAUUAUUGGGUCUUGGUAAAAAAACAAAAGACAACUUAGAAGCUCGAUUGGACUUGAAGGAGAUGAAUAUAAAACCAAGCUUAUGGCCUAAAAAACGAGCUAGUGGGAGGACAUAUCUUUGUUACACCUGA
This is a messenger RNA of Lycium barbarum (goji berry), 1080 nucleotides long. RefSeq lists its product as uncharacterized. The transcript has 4 exons. The coding region runs from base 1 to 1080 and encodes 359 amino acids. NCBI's taxonomy places the organism in Eukaryota, Viridiplantae, Streptophyta, Magnoliopsida, Solanales, Solanaceae. The record is from RefSeq and is a predicted model, not a curated record.